CCAGGGACAGCUGUUGAGAGAAACGCUAACGUUUAGCUAAAAUGUAUCAGUGUUUUUAACUGUUUUGAUACAUAAUUUUAUUUUUUAACUUGCCUAUGGCACAACACAAACUUCGCCAUUCAGUUGUCAGUUUGUAAAGGGGAUGAAAAGGCUCAAGAGGAAGAAACAAACCGCGGGAGUUGGAGUGAUUGAGAAUGGUUUUGUCUCAAGAGAACCAGACUGUGGGAGGAAACAGAAGUUGGCUGAGAUCCAUCAAGCUUUGAUCAGUGAUCCAGUGGACAUUGAGACUCUGAGGAGAGCAGCAGCCAGUAAGGGAGGACUACUCACUGAUGAACUGAGGAGGAAAGUCUGGCCCAAACUACUGAACAUCAAUGUGUACGAUCUACCACAUAAACCUGGUCGAGAUGUGAGGGAGAACCACAAGGACUACAACCAAGUGGUCCUUGAUGUCAGGAGGUCCAUGAAGCGGUUCCCUAAAAGUAUGCCAGCUGCAGAGAGAGCUGUGCUUCAGGAGCAGCUGAUUGACAUCAUACUGGAGGUUUUGAAACGCACUCCUCAGCUCCAUUACUACCAAGGCUACCACGAUGUGGCCGUCACUCUGCUGCUGGUAGUUGGGGAGCGGAUGGCCAUCGCCAUGCUGGACACUCUGUCCAAUCACCAUCUCAGGGAUUUCAUGGAUCCAACCAUGGACAGCACUAAACACAUUUUGAACUACCUGAUGCCUAUAUUGGAGCAGGUCGAUACAGAACUACAUGACUUCAUGAACAGAGCGGAGGUGGGAACCAUCUUCGCACUGUCCUGGCUCAUCACAUGGUACGGCCACGUGCUUUCAGACUUCAAACACACCAUGAGACUCUACGACUUCUUCCUGGCCUCGCACCCACUGAUGCCCAUCUACCUCGCCGCCACGAUCGUUUUGCACAGAGAGAGGGAGGUAAAGAAGACGGAGUGUGACAUGGCCAUGGUCCACCACCUCCUCUCCCGCAUUCCGCAGGACCUCCCAUACGAACUUCUGAUUGGCCGAGCCCAGGACCUGUUCAGCCACUACCCUCCAUCUCUACUGGCCAAGCGAGCGGCGCUGCAGUCUCGCAAGAGUUUGUCCAUGAGCACCUUCCAGGCAUUUCAGAUCUCCACCCUCCACCAGAGGCCUGACUCUAUUCUGCAACGCCUCACCAAGGCCCAGGGCUCCACCACCUCCAGACACGCCCCUCGACACUCAGGUCUGGAAGCAGCUUUGCCCCGAGACAGAGGCCAGCUGUGGGGGAAGGGGAACAGGAUGGUGAAGAUGGCAGUGUGGGGGCUGUCCGCUACGCUCGGGGCGGCCGUGUUCGCUGUGGCUCAGACAGCUAUGGACUGGGGACCCGAGGUGUUACUACAACUGUUCUGACGUGACGGUGGGGACUUGGACUGUUAGACCCACACAUUAACACAUGGUGACAGUAGACACACAUCGGCUCUUCAGAUGGAUUCACUAUAAACGAACAUACACACUCAAACAAAGACGUUGAAGACUUGAAGCUCGUCUCUCCUGCUGAGAGGAAACAUUGGAGAAAAAAGCAGGAGGAGGUCAGUUAUUUUAGUGCCAAACAGGUUGUUGCUAUUCAACUACAAUGAACAUAUGUUAGCCACUAGCCAGCCUCGGGGUGUGUGCAUGCGUGUGCGCGGUUGUAUGUGUGUUGCAUGUUUUUGAGCGGGUAUUCCAUCCAGACCUCAUAUCACACAUAAACAAGGAUGGAUAACUGUAAGGGCCCACUGGGUCCCCUGACCUUUUGAGCCCCUGGGCCCAAGUGUGAAGUGAUAGAAACAUUUCUUUAUGAAAAGUCAAGUGAACGAGACCGAAAAUAACCAAAGAAGAAUCACAAGACACAAAACAACCAAAGACAGGUGCAAAAUUACCACAGAGAGAUGCAAAAAGACUACAAACAGAUGUAAGACAAUCACAGAUUGACGUAAAACGACCACAGAGAGAUGCAAAAAGACUGCAGACAGACAAAGUGAGUGCACAGAGAUAUAUAAAGACUACAAAGAGAUGCAAAAAAACUACAAAGUGACAAAAUGACUACAUAGAUACUUAAAAUUACCACACAUGCAAAGGCUUCACAAAGACACAACUUGACUAUAAAGAGUCAUAAAACGACCACAGAGAGAUGCAAAAUGACCUUCAAAGAGACAAAGUGAGCACAUAGCGAUGCAUAAAAACUACAAAACGAUACCAAACACAGGCAGAUGCGAAAGGACUACAAAGAGACACGAAAUGUCUGUGAGAUGUGGAAAAAGACAACAAAGAGACACAAAAUUACCACAGACAGUAGAGCUGCAAUGAUUAGGAGAUUAGUGUCAACUAUUAAAUUAAUCACAGACUAAUUUUAUAAUGGAAUUGGUUUGAGAAAUGUUUUUAAGAAAAAAAAGUCAAAAUUCUCUGAUUUCAGCUUCUUAAAUAUGAAUAUUUUCUUUGCUCCUCUACUACAGUAUACUGAAUAUCUUUUGGUUUUGGACCAAACAAGACAUUUAAGAACAUCAUUUUGACAUUUUUAUAGGCCAAACAACUAAUCAAAUAAUUGAGAACAUGAUUGACAUAUUGAUUAACAAUGAAAAUAAUUGUUUUGUGCAGUCUUGCCAUGGAUGCAAAAAGUGUCUCCUGGUCUGGAGGUCUUGCUCCUGUGCAGUAGGACAAGUGGUGGGGGGGGGUGGGGGUCACUAGUUUGUGCCCAGGGGCCCAUUGUCUCAGUAACCAUCCAUGCAUGUGUGACACUAACACAUCUUGCCUUCUCAGGCUGUUGCUCACACGGUGCCGUUGGUGUAACAUUUUACACGUGUCGCUGUGUGUUUGCAGUUAGCUGAUUAUUUCUGCUGAUAACUCGGUUUUAGACUGUCAUGCUUGUUUCGUUGCAUUUCCGUUGAUGGUGUUUUAGCGCGCUUGUUGGAUCAGCAUCCAUAUCUGGGAGCCAAAAGUGCCCGUAGCCAGCACAAUGACACAUGAAUACAAAUUAUUAAAGAGCGGUGUUUUCUGUGAGUGGAGAAGGAAAGCGGGAGAGAAAUGGGAAACAUGGAGGGAGAGAUUUUGCCUGUGAGCUACUGGUAUUAAUUGCUUCACUCCAGGUGUCAGCCAGUUACAUUUACGGAAGAGUUUGAUACCCAAAAAAAUGAGCUUCUGCUGCCCCAAAAUGUGAACAUUGCAGAUCAGUUUGCACGCAAUGCAAGCAGUGGGCAUUGUGCAAAUGCAUUCUGCUAGGGGUAUUGAAAUACGAAUUUUUUAAUGUGGUAUUUUUCCGUAGCAGUUUUCUGGCUGUUGUGGCCUACCACUGUUGAACGAAUAUAGAAAAGACAGCACUACUUUUACAUUCUUAAAAUAUUUAGCAGGUUUGCGUCAACAUCCACCCUGAACAGCCGUCCACAGAACUACAUGGACUCACUUCUUCUACAUCACAUUUCUUUUCAGCAUUUUACAGCUGCCGCGAUUAUUUUAACAUAUGUGAAGAUGAAAUUUGUAUUUUCUAUUAGUGGAGGAAGUUAACUACCUGCUGCACCACACAGCCUGUAGUUAUUGUUGAACCAAACAUAAUUAUUGAGUUUCAGCGCCUGAAAAGUGAAUAUUAAUAAUUGAGGCUGUUUCCAACUGAGGUAUACAUAUGUACAGCACACUGGGUUUCUCCAAACAGCAAUGCAUGCACUGUGUGUCGACUUUUAUUCUGAAAUAUUUAGUAGCUUUUUACUAGCAUGCUGCUGUGUUGCAUCUGUUAACACAACUUCACCGGAGUCACAACACACUCAUCCAUCCUCUUCCUCCGUCAUCACAUAUAAAUGUGUGGCUUCUUUGCACAGUCGGAUUGAAUGUGAAGUUAUCCUGUUGAUUAUAGUUGCUUUGCAGCGCAUGAAUUCAACUGGUUUGUGCUUUGUUGUGAAUGAAAUUGCAGUAUGUUUUGUACAAAUCUAGCCUGUAGCCUCAGGCUGUUUGAGAAGGUAAUUAACAAGACAGUCUAUUGAUCUGUCACUCCAAGUAGGCAUUCUUUAGAUAAUGGCAAUUAUUGCGAUUUUAAUUGGUGAUAAUCAGUCAGUCAUUUUAUUAGAGAGUCAAAAAAUCGUUCAAAGGCCUGUUACUCAGGUGGGCGGCUGGCCUGCGGGCCAAUUCAGACAUCAAGUCGGUCUGUGGUGGCUGUUUGAAUAGCCUCUGCAUGUUCCGCUUUUCAGUUUGACAAGCUGUACAUCUUGUAAAACAUCACAUGUGUAUGUGUGCAGUGAUUAAAUGUAAUAAGUGUGUGUGUGUGUGUGUGUGUGUAUGUGUGAGAGAUGGCAAAUGUUGACUUUAGUCACAGGUCAGUUUAUUUUUUUUUUCCUUUUAACUCGCUGGGCAUCUUCUGCUUUUUAUUACAUUUUUUUUUGUUUUGGUAUUUGAAGUAUAAACUGUCACCAGUCUAAAUAUUUAUUUUAAGAUCAGCAAUCUGAUUGGCUAUUUAUAUAAUAAUGAAUCUGUUAAUUGGAUUUUAUGAAUGUGUAUUUAAAAUGAAUAUGUGGGGCAUUAAAAAAAAAGGUUAAUAAGGUUUGUAAGCAUCACCAUUGUGGGGUUUUUAUUUUUAAAGGUGAUCCAGUUAAUUUACUUAUAAAAUGCUGCAUCUGGUCAGUCAGUAUGAAUCAGACUAGAAGUAAAAGAAAAGUUUGAGAUUAUUGGAAACACGCUUCAUUGCGUUCUUGCUGAGAGAAGAUUGUUACCGCUCAUGUCUAAAUGAAAGGCCACUAAAUAAGAAGCUACAGCCAGUAGCUAGUUAGCUUAGCACAGAGUAAAAAUGAGGGGGAACAGCUAGCCAGGCUCUCUCCAAAUAUAACAAAGCACCUCUUCAGUUUACUCGUUAUAUCUAUAGAUGGAUUACUGAAAGGCCCGAUGGGCAUGGCCCAGGGGCACAAAAUAUCAGCGGGGGCCCUGGCCUUUACCCGCAAAAGGUAUCUAAAAUGAAUUAUACUGAAAGAAAGAGACUCAAAAAAACUACAGAGAUACAGAGGAACCACAGAGACUCCAACAGACCAAAAACGAUACAAGCUACUGACUCUGCUGGAGUAUUUCUUGUCCAGUAGAAGUCUGUUUGUUAAACUUAAAAUCUUCUCAUCUAACUUUCAGCAAGAAAGCAAAUAAGCUUAUUUUCCAAAUCUCUCCAGCUAGUCCUUUAAAUGUUUGGCUUAGAUCACUUGUUAGAUUAAAAUAGCAAUAAAAAUAGACAUUACAAAGGGAACGUUUAUUGUCUUGUGAUGUGCAUGGUUGGCAUUGAUGUGCAUCCUGCUCCUCUUACACAAACAGCUCAUUCUGCAGAGAAGUUAAUUCUGUUAUCUCUGGCUGCACUUUUUAAAGUGACUGUAUGUAAUUGUGCAUCUAUAGUCUGACACUUGGAAACAGGUUAAAAGGUUGGUUAAAACAAUUUUUAAAAGACGUUUUUUUUUGCAUGUAAUCUUUGUUUACACUUGAUCAGCUGCCUAAGACAUAAAUAUGCAGGGAAAAACCCUUUGACCAGUCAGUGUGUGAUCAUCAAACAUAGCUCAAGUUGCCACUUCGUUGUAGUAUUAUUAGUACCAUGUAGACCUGCACACACACACACACACGCUCAUAUAGUGAGAGAGUGGUGGUGGUGCCAGAUCAUAAUGAGGAUUUAAUUCCUGCCCCUGGCUCUUGGCGUGCUCAAGACACUUUCUUCUUGUCUUUUUUUCUUUCUUCUCGCUUUCACACUCAAACACCUACACAAACACCUGCACUGGUGUCAGCCUGGCAGAGGCCUUCGAUGAAAAAUGAUUGAAG
Messenger RNA from Plectropomus leopardus (leopard coralgrouper), 5779 nucleotides. Its product is annotated as TBC1 domain family member 20. The record is from RefSeq and is a predicted model, not a curated record. Gene Ontology annotation, cellular component: endoplasmic reticulum membrane. Gene Ontology annotation, molecular function: GTPase activator activity. Lineage: Eukaryota; Metazoa; Chordata; Actinopteri; Perciformes; Serranidae. Gene Ontology annotation, biological process: endoplasmic reticulum to Golgi vesicle-mediated transport; positive regulation of GTPase activity.